Messenger RNA from Fonsecaea erecta, 447 nucleotides. RefSeq lists its product as hypothetical. The transcript has 2 exons. The record is from RefSeq and is a predicted model, not a curated record. Lineage: Eukaryota; Fungi; Ascomycota; Eurotiomycetes; Chaetothyriales; Herpotrichiellaceae. The coding region runs from base 1 to 447 and encodes 148 amino acids.
AUGACGUACACGGGCCAAGUUCCCCCGUCUCUCGCCAACAAAAUCGAUCCGCGCAUCGCCCCCUUCUUCGAGCGCUUCUAUGACGUCUCGGACAACCCGACUGCGCACGCCGAGUAUGCCGAUUCCUUUCUCCCAGACGCCGACUUCGUGAUGGGCUCGAAGGCCGUCAAGGGCCAUGACCAGGUCCUGGAGUUGCGCAAGGGACUCUGGACGGGGCCGAUCCAGACCCGGAAGCACAAGCUGGAGAAGAUCUUUCCCUUUGGCGAAAGCAGUCUGGAGUGCAUGUUGUACGGCAGCGUAGAUUACGGCCUGAAGAAUGGCAAGCAGUUGACCGUGGAGUGGGCCGCCAGAGCGGUGUUGGCGGAGUACGAGGGAAAGGAGUUGAGGUUCAAGAAGUAUCAGGUUUACUUGGAUUCGGCGCCUGUCGCGAACGCUGCGAAGGGGUAG